AGAGAGUGUGUGUGUUCGUGUUUUUAUUGACAUGUUAAGCUCGUUUAAUUGAUUUUUUUGAUAAAGUGUUAGUUAAUUGUUUUUAUUAAAGACGUUUUACCCGAAAGAAAAACAAAAUCAGGGAAAAAAACGAAAAGUCGGGAAACUUUUCUCCAGAAUGUUUCCCUGCACCGCGCUGCCGCCUCCUCUCUACCCGGGCUUUCUGCCUCUUCCUGCGGCCUUCUCUUCACCCCUGACCCGCUCUCUCCGCUCCGGCUUCCUGGUGGAGGAUCUGCUCGCUCUCAGCCGGCCUGUCGGCUACUGUCACCGGGCUCUGUCCUCCAGGAGUCCCGCGGACCCUCUGCCGCUCUGCCCGCCGCCGGGCGCCUCACCCCGGGUGUCACAGCCGAGCAGCUCCGGGUCUCAGCGGAGCUCCGGCCCGGACUCGGGCUACCUCAAGUUCGGCGUCAACGCCAUUCUGGCCCCGUCCACACACAGCGGCCACAGUUUUCACACUAAAUCCUUCCCUUUGCCUGUUUUUGAUGGACGAGAUCUGCAUCCUUUCAUCAGAGCCACUUAUUUCACAGCGUCGUCCUCCAUUGUCCCUGUCCCGGGAACGUUCUCAUGGCCUCUGGCUCCCAGAGGGAAGCCCAGGAGGGGCAUGCUGCGACGGGCCGUCUUCUCUGACAUCCAGAGGAAGGCGCUGGAGAGGACCUUCCAGAAGCAGAAAUACAUCAGCAAACCAGAGCGCAAGAAACUGGCAGUGAAACUGGACCUUAAAGACUCGCAGGUGAAGAUCUGGUUCCAGAAUCGCAGGAUGAAGUGGAGAAACUCUAAAGAGCGGGAGCUGCUGUCGUCGGGCGGCUGUCGCCAGCAAACCCUUCCCACCAAAACCAACCCACACCCGGACCUCACUGACGUCGGUCACAGGGCGGCGGCACCUGUCACCGCCGCCGCCAGAGUUCACACCGAUGACCACAAGUCCAGUCUUCAUCAUCAUCAUCAUCAUCAUCAUCAUCACAAUCCUGCGUCUCCGUCAGAGUCAGACGUCUCCGAGUCAGACCGAGAAGAAAUCAGUGUCUGUUAACUCGUUGUGAAGGGACUCAUGCGUUCACACUGAUCACGUGAACACAUGAGUGCAAACUGAUCACGUGGGCUCAUGUGUUCACGCCGAUCACAGUGGAGUGACCAGAGUCAGCAGGGGGCGCUGUGUGUCAGCGUUUGUUUAACUCACUUUACACACGACUCACAUCAUAUAAACCUAUGGUUCCCAAAGUCUGGGUCGGGACCCACAGAUGGGUCACAGGAGAUUUUAUUGUAUGUUUUAUGAAACAAUUUUGUUAAAAAGUGCCUUAAACUUUGCUGUUAAAUUCGGACUUGACAAACAGCGCCCCCUCUGUCUGUAAAUAUGUUUUCAUUUGAACUCAACU
This is a messenger RNA of Solea solea (common sole), 1409 nucleotides long. Its product is annotated as homeobox protein DBX1-B-like. Bases 158 to 1066 code for a protein of 302 amino acids. NCBI's taxonomy places the organism in Eukaryota, Metazoa, Chordata, Actinopteri, Pleuronectiformes, Soleidae. Gene Ontology annotation, molecular function: DNA-binding transcription factor activity, RNA polymerase II-specific; DNA binding. Gene Ontology annotation, biological process: regulation of transcription by RNA polymerase II; cell differentiation in spinal cord. The record is from RefSeq and is a predicted model, not a curated record. The transcript has 4 exons.